AUGAUUCACCAGGAGCAAAGAAACUUCCUUGUCCUCCUGCUUCGUGGUCGCUGCCAUGUGCCUGUCACCAGUCCAUUAAGGGCAGUUCCACUCCGCUCACAGUGCACAUGGGAACAGAAGGUCCUGGGUCGAGAGAGACUCAGGACCAGAUUCCUGGUGACUGUGUCCCAGCCGUGCAGUGGGUUUGCUUUUAAUCAAACAACUCAAACCGCCUCUCUUUCUUCUUUCCUCUUAAAGUUUAAACUCAUAUCCCAGGCAUACGAAGUGCUGUCAGACCCAAAGAAAAGGGACAUUUAUGACCAGGGCGGGGAGCAGGCGAUUAAAGAAGGUGGCUCUGGCAGCCCCAACUUCUCGUCACCCAUGGACAUCUUCGACAUGUUCUUUGGCGGUGGAGGGCGGAUGGCUAGAGAGAGAAGAGGCAAGAAUGUUGUACAUCAGUUGUCUGUAACUCUUGAAGAUUUAUAUAAUGGAGUCACAAAGAAAUUGGCGCUCCAGAAAAAUGUAAUUUGUGAGAAAUGUGAAGGUGUCGGGGGGAAGAAGGGCUCCGUGGAGAAGUGCCCACUGUGCAAGGGGCGAGGCAUGCAGAUCCACAUUCAGCAGAUCGGGCCGGGCAUGGUGCAGCAGAUCCAGACUGUGUGCAUCGAGUGCAAGGGCCAGGGCGAGCGCAUCAACCCCAGGGACCGCUGCGAGGGCUGCAGUGGCGCCAAGGUGGUCCGAGAGAAGAAGCUUAUCGAGGUGCACGUUGAAAAAGGUAUGAAGGACGGGCAGAAGAUACUGUUUCAUGGAGAAGGCGACCAGGAGCCUGAGCUGGAGCCUGGCGACGUUAUAAUCGUGCUCGAUCAGAAGGAUCACAGUGUCUUUCAGAGACAAGGCCACGAUUUGAUCGUGAAAAUGAAAAUUCAGCUCUCCGAGGCCCUUUGCGGCUUCAAGAAGACGAUAAGCACCCUGGAUGACCGCACCCUGGUCAUCGCCUCCAAGUCAGGUGAGGUGAUCAAGCACGGGGACCUGAAAUGUGUGCGCAACGAAGGGAUGCCCAUCUACAAAGCUCCCCUGGAAAAGGGGACUCUGAUCAUACAGUUCUUAGUGCUCUUCCCGGAGCAGCAGUGGCUGCCUCCAGAAAAGCUUCCUCAGCUGGAAGCCUUGCUCCCCCCUCGACAGAAAGUGAAGAUCGCAGACGACAUGGAUCAGGUGGAGCUGAUGGAGUUCAGUCCCAACGAGCACAACUGGCGCCAACACAGGGAGGCCUACGAGGAGGACGACGACGGGCCCCGGGCCGGAGUGCAGUGCCAGACGGCCUGACACAGGGUGGAUGUAGAGGUGGCACAAUGAAAAUGGCCUCGCGUUUGGGGUGUCCUGUGUAUGUGUUCAGCAUUCUCAACUGCUGCGUGUCUUUUUUGGUUUUCCUUCUGGUUGUAACUUAAGUUAUAGCUUAAUUUAUAUUUAAAUGUUUUAAGUGUCAA
Molecule: messenger RNA, 1460 nt
Organism: Echinops telfairi (small Madagascar hedgehog)
Lineage: Eukaryota; Metazoa; Chordata; Mammalia; Afrosoricida; Tenrecidae
Gene: DNAJA4
Product: DnaJ heat shock protein family (Hsp40) member A4
Exons: 7
Coding region: 1-1299 (432 amino acids)
Biological process (GO): protein refolding
Cellular component (GO): cytoplasm; cytosol
Molecular function (GO): Hsp70 protein binding
Source: RefSeq, a predicted model, not a curated record